GUUAGGCUUAAGAUUCUAUACUGGAUGAUUAUAUAACAGCAUUUAUGUCGGAGUUUAAUUGCUGAAAUGUCGAGUUCAAGUUACAAUGACUCAAGUUUUGAUCACCUUAGUGACUCUCCAUCCCACAUUGAUGUAGAGAUGGCUACGAACACAUUGCAAAUAUCAAACCCUUCAAGUGCGGCAUCCUCUGUGCCAAACACUGACGAGGAAGAUGAAGACACAAGUGAUAAACAUCAUCAAUCGUAUAAGGAGCGAAGAAGAGAGGCGCACACCCAAGCAGAGAAGAAAAGAAGAGAAGCGAUCAGGAAAGGAUAUGAUGAACUUCAACUCAUUGUCCCUAACCUGGUCCAGCAAGCGGAUGUUAUAGGAUCACAGAAAUUAAGCAAAGCUGUGAUUCUGCAGCGAUCACUUAACUAUGUGGAGUUUCUACAGCAGCAAAAGAAGAAACAGAUUGAAGAGUUAAACCAGCUUCGUAAAGAGAAAAUGGCACUUGCUAUUAUGAAAGCAAGUUAUGAGCAAAUUGUGAAGCAACAAAUGAAAUUCAGCGAUGGGGCGCAAGGAAAAGUUUCAGAGGAAGUUAAGUUCAAUAUUUUCCAGCAAGUAAUGGAAAAAUUAUUUGUAACUUUUAACUCAACAAUUACAACCAAUACAUUUCAAGAUGUCUCUCAUGGCAUUAUUAACUGGAUUGAGGAGCAUUGUAAGCCUCCUAUGUUAAGAAACAUUGUAAAUGAAGUACUUGGUAUGGCAUCUAGUACCACGUAUUAUGGUUCCCAGCGCUUUUGACUUUUUUCUUAUAUUUAAGUUGCAAAGUUCAAUUGUCUAUGGUAUAGCACAUGCACGUUUUAAAAUGACAAAAUGUACUGUAUUGUUGAAUUUGUUUUUAGUACAGUAUGGUGCUUCUGGCUAACUGAUGACAAUCGUGUUUUAUUAUUAUUUUGUUUUGUCUUUUUUAUUGUCUUUUCUUUCUUGCUGCCUUAUCAGCAUUUAUUUUAAUCUGCCAUGACUUAAAAUUAACAGCCUUCAAAAAGACCUCCUAAUAUAAUUAUAUUGAUCUAAUGUGAAAUACCCACCACACCCUAAAACUUGUAGCCAAGCAGCUGUUGGUAAAAAUGUUUGAAAAUGUAUUAACAUUAACAGCAGUUUUCACUUACACAUGCUAAUUUAACUUUGUUUCACCGUUUUCCAG
Messenger RNA from Ciona intestinalis (vase tunicate), 1186 nucleotides. The record is from RefSeq. Lineage: Eukaryota; Metazoa; Chordata; Ascidiacea; Phlebobranchia; Cionidae.